UGCCAUUGUUAACAGACAUGAGACUUUCGCUGGUAGUAUCAUGUUUGGGUCCUGGCCUAGCGCUGCUAGCAGCAGCCCUUUGGUCAAUUUGGCCAGUGAUUCUGCGGCUUCGACGAAUUCCGCAAGUCUUGGUUUACCCAGAAAACAAAGACAAAGAUGCUUUGAGGAUAGGAAUUCUGGGUGCUUCUUUCAUUGCCCGAGCUGCUGUGAUACAUGCUGCUGACAAGCGCCAAGAUGUGCUGGUGACUGCUGUGGCUGCCCGCAGUGAGUCGAAGGCUAAAAGUUAUGCUCAGCAGCACCGCAUCCCGGCGUUUCAUGGUGGAGCAACGGCAUAUCGGGAGCUCUUGGCCAGAGAGGAUGUGGAUGCCGUUUAUGUGGGUCUCCCGACUGCACUUCAUCUGGAGUGGACCUUAGCAGCUUUGAAUGCUGGAAAGCAUGUCCUUUUGGAGAAGCCAGCGGUUCUGAGUGCAGAAGAGGCACAUCAAGUGGUGAAAACCAUGAGAGAAACUCAGCUCUUGGUCUUUGAAGCUGCCCAUCACCGCUACCAUCCAGCUGCACGUCGCUUCAAACAAUUGAUGACAUUCGGCGGUGAUUCUGAGAUGGCAUCUGCAUCAUUUGAUGUUCGCUUCUCGAUGUUGGAUCCCCCAUCCCUUUUGAACAGCAUCAAGGACACUCUAGGCCUUUCUGUGUCACUUUCCAGCGAGGACAGGCGGCGCGAAAGGAUCAAAAACUUGGAUCGCUGGUGGUAUUGUGUGGAUAUGCUUCUGUGGUCCACAGGCGCUUACGAGGCAGAAGUCGUAUUUGCAAAGGAGGAGCGGUUCUCCAUUUCUGCGACCUUGAAACUGCAGUUGCCCAACCGCAGCACUACGGCAACCCUAUCUAUGGCGAGAGAUUCCUGGCGAGACCCAUUUACCUGGAGCAUUUCAGCAGGGAAUCGUUCAAGCGAGACGAGCUUGCGGCUUCAGAAUUUCGGUUUCCCGUUCAUUUGGCAUCGCUUGGAUCUGAUUCGCAAUGGUCAACAAACUUCGGAGCAACUCUAUGGUGCUGGCGAGACCACGUCAAGGGCCCAGGGUUUGAACACCAAUUGGGAUACUUCCGCGAAGCUGUUAGACGAGGAUCUCUUGACAAGGAUGCUUCUUUUCUUCUUACGGCCCAAACCAUUGAUCUGAUUUUGGAAGCAACUGGAACAGGCCAGUUUUCCAUCACCCGCGACCUGACUUAGGAAGCAAUUCAGUGUCAAAAGGAGAUUCUGGUUGUUUCUAGUGUCAUUUUACUUGGUAAAACUCCAGGUAAUAUCGGCUGUAGCCCAGAUUUUCGUCAGUGGAACCAGCAGAUUUAUCACUUGGAUUGUACAAGAUGACUCCGAAGUUCUGGUUCCGCUUGGCCACUCGUCAGCAAAGCUGGACUGGGAAUCUGAACCUUUGAAAAGUGAACACAAUUCUGGCGGCGUGGCACAUGGAGCGUCCUGCAGAUUAC
This is a messenger RNA of Cladocopium goreaui, 1476 nucleotides long. The record is from the annotation of a GenBank genome assembly. NCBI's taxonomy places the organism in Eukaryota, Dinophyceae, Suessiales, Symbiodiniaceae.